Rhipicephalus sanguineus (brown dog tick) is the source of this 1193-nucleotide messenger RNA. RefSeq names its product ubiquitin carboxyl-terminal hydrolase isozyme L3 (gene Uch). The coding region runs from base 120 to 875 and encodes 251 amino acids. Gene Ontology annotation, biological process: protein deubiquitination; ubiquitin-dependent protein catabolic process. NCBI's taxonomy places the organism in Eukaryota, Metazoa, Arthropoda, Arachnida, Ixodida, Ixodidae. The transcript is spliced from 10 exons. Gene Ontology annotation, cellular component: cytoplasm. Gene Ontology annotation, molecular function: cysteine-type deubiquitinase activity. The record is from RefSeq and is a predicted model, not a curated record.
AAGCCGCGAGCCACCGGUGACCGGUGCCUGGCAUUUCAGAAUUGAAUUAGAACGCUGAGCCGCUGUGCUUUAUCCUACUGACGUUCUUCCUUUUGCACUCGCUAUAACAACACUGGGCUAUGGCUAGUGGAAGUAAAUGGGUUCCUUUGGAAAGCAAUCCCGAGUCUUGUCUUGCUACUGUGCGCGUUUGUGAACGUUUCGCGUCUCUUGCCUUUCAGGUUAUCACAAAGUUUGCUCACAAGCUUGGCCUGCCUGCGGACUGGUCGUUCGUAGACGUUCUUGGACUGGACAGCGAGUUUCUGGCCACGGUGCCGCAACCCGUGGCUGCUCUGUUGUUUCUCUUCCCGAUCACUGACAAGUACACCAACUUUGUUGAGCAGAAGGGCCAGCAGAUUGGCACGGAUGGCCAGGUGGUCAGUGACAAGGUUUACUUUAUGAAGCAGACCAUCAAAAAUGCCUGCGGUGCCAUGGCUCUGUUGCAUGCUCUGGCCAACAGCACUGACCAAGUCAACAUUGCGGCUGACUCUAUGAUCAAGAAAUUCCUGGAUGCUACUUCAGCCAUGAACCCUGAUCAAAGGGGAUCCUACUUGGAGCAGUGCAAGGACAUUGCCAACCUUCAUGCUGAGUGUGCUAAAGGAGGACAAACACAGGCACCAAGUGCUGAUGAAAAUGUAGACCUGCACUUCAUCUGCUUGGCAAAUGUCGAUGGCCAGAUCUAUGACUUGGAUGGGCGCAAGCCGUUCCCCUUCAACUGUGGCGCUACAAGUGUUCAGACUUUCUUGAAGGACGCUGCCAAGGUGUGCCAGGACUACAUCUCUCGCGAUCCCGAAAACCUGAACUUCAGCGUGGUGGCCCUGGCCAAGACUGGCGCCUAAAGCAGCAGCAGCCACUGUCCGUGUGUUCGCUAUCAUGGCGCAAGCAGCGCCAGGCAACCAGCACCGUGCUGCCUUAUUUUUUGCAGUUUCCUUGCCUUGCGGCUGUUUUUGCUGAAGAAACCUCUGAGCAGCUCUUUUUCGUGAGCGCAGCUGGGACCUUUUCACUACGCUGCUUGAGUUAGGCAAACUCUGCAAGAGAUCAAGGAAAAAAAAAAGACCGUCAUAUGCCUUUUCUUUUUUGCUUUGUUGCCUUCGCAUAUGUACUGAGUCUGAAUAAAUUAUUCUCUGAGAACAAUACGUCGUGCAUAGUUACACCUG